AUGGCAUUAGCUGAUCCCACAACUCAAGUGAUGCUGGGAUUAAUGGAGGGAGUUCUUCUGAACCCUCCAGAAUGUCGCACUUUUGAAAAAGUAAAGAUGAUUCUUCCUCUCCUAAGAACGAGAUCACCUUUGUUUUAUAACCUCAGAAAAGGUGAGUAAAUAAGUAUCUACCGAUGUUUUUCAAACAUAACUCUUUAAAUGAAAUAUAUUUUUUAAUAGAAGAAAUUGUAUCAAGGGCAGAACACCUGCUUUCAUGCAUAAUUCUGGAAAACGUUUGCGCGCGCGCAUGACCAAAAACUUCACCUGAUUUCAGUUUCUGUAAGCUGAAUAUCAUGCCUUUAUUGGUCUUAGGGUAAUCGUUUCGAAGUAAACAAUACUUAACAGUUUUUAUUGGGUAGAACUCAACUUAUUAAGGAUGGGGAAUUAAUCGCUAUUGAAACAUCAUUCAUCCAUCGUCAACUGAGACAUGAUAUCGUUUCCUAUAUUCAGCGCUUGUGGCAAAUAAAUACAGCAUUCCCUUACAUUCUCUGGCCGCCAAACUAAGCAACCAGUUCGAACGAACGAACUUAAAUAUACUCAAUUGACAACAACUCUUCACUCAACUCUGAUGAUGACUUCCGCGAAUUGAAGUUGACGAAACGCUGGUCACCACUACUGACAACAGUCCUUUAAGUACAACCCUCGCUUGGACGAUCAGACUACCAGAGAAAAUGUUACCCCCGGGUUCGAACCAUUCAUUGCAUUGUAUACUUUAUUCGAAGAAUGACAUAGGAAAAGAGUGAAUUUAAGAGUAAGAAUUUAGGAUCAAACUUUUGAAUUUGAAUUGAUCACUCUUAACUUAAUUAGCACUUUUACAUUCAUCGUUGUCAUCAUCAUCGUUAUCAUCGUAAUCACCAUGAUUAUAUCACGCGAGAGAAUAUCUUCUCUUGUAUCUCCAGUAUCAUUUUUAACAUCAAAAUUUAAGUCUGUUGUAGCGAAGUCAUGCAUAUUACCCCUUCCAUUUUGUUAAUCAGACCUUUUUUAAUCCAUAGAUCUCCUUGUGGACAUUGCCACAAAUUCUAGUUUGAAGAAAUUCAAAAGAGAUCAUGUUGUCAUCUGGCAAGGACAAGAAGGAAAUAAGUAAGAAAAAUUCAGUAAUAAUACAACAAUGAAUUAGUUAGUGUUGUGUUAGUGACAAAGCAGCCUGACAGUUCUUCCAGGCUCAGAAAGUCAUAACUGAACGUUCCUGUCUUUGAAACAAUCGUACCGCUUACAGAAAGUGACGCUCAAAACUUCCUUGAAGAGAAAGAAAACCAAAAUAGGAAAGAAGAGCCAGAAGUUACGUAAUCAGUGGCUUUCGUAAUGGCUUUUCUCGCUGCUGAGAACGAAAAUCGGCAGUUGGAAGAUUUGCCACUGGCCGAGUUUGGCCAGUUACCUUUAUAGAUUUCUUAUUUCGGUAAGGACAAAGUCAAUAACUGAGAAUUGUGUAAAUUGAAAAAUACGCCCAUUAUUUGAUUUUGUAAUGAUUCAACGCAUUUUUUAUCUUGAGUCUUAUCGUCUACGCACUUUGCAACUUCUUUUCGGGGCUUGUGAAUCCUAUUUUUUUCCAUUAAUUAUUCGGGGAUUAUCAAUUCAUUUAUUUUCAUUCAUUAAUGAAGUCGACUUUCUUGUCAGUAAAGGGCUAUUGUAUUUAUAUAAUGAACACAAUAAUACAUGGUUGCUUGAAGAUAUGGAAUUUCUAUUCAUGUGUCCAAUUCGUGAACUAUUGAAAACUUGAAGAGAAAUUCCAUGCCUAUGCACGCCCAUGUAUUAUACUCUAUUUAUAAAGCCUGAUAACACUUAUUUCUUUCCAUAAACCGACGGUGCGUAAGAAAGACUUUCUAAUGGUUUUGUCCCUAAUUCUCGAUGAUUGCCUGAUUCAUAACAGUUUUGGGGUCAUUAUCAAAGGAGCUGCGUCAGUGCAUGCCAGGGAGGACCACGGAGGAGCACCUCAACAGGACACUGUAUCAAUACCGCGUGGCCAAAGAGAACGUGUGGCAAUGGUAGGCCAUGAGCUUAGGCACAUUUCAGCGGGAGGUAGCUUCGGUGAAAGGGCCAUGUUAUGUGAACAUCCGCCAUACAACGUGACUGUUAUAGCUGACGAACUGAUACAUGUGCUACUGAUAGACAGAACGCUUUACGCGAGAUCAUUUGGUGCUCACAAGCUGGAGUGGGAAAAAAAGGUUGAGUUCGUCAAGCAGUCUCCCCUUCUCCGACAUUUGACGCCAGCUAUCCAGAACCUGUUAAUGGAGAACUUAAAACCGCGCGAGAUACAGUUUGGUAAUCGCUUCAUAAAGCAAGGAGGCGUUUGCAAUAGCCUUUUCUUCGUUUGUAGUGGAUGGGGAAAAGUUAUAGCAGAUCUGCGCAUCAGCAGGACCCAGUAUGAAGCAAUGAAAGCAACUUCGAGAAGCAAGGAGAAAUCCUCAGGUCGGAAGACCAUUAGCUGUGACAGGGAAUACAUACACACUAAGAAACUGGAUCCUAGUCGCCCUCUUUCGGUCAUCAACAGACGAAAGUACAUGCAGGAGUUUGGAUACGUUGCCGUAGAGACGCUUUUGAGACAGAGAGAAGUACCUGUGACAACUACAGGUCCAAACGACGUCAUCGGUGACAUUGAGGUUAUAAUGAAUUUCCCAACGUACUGUGCGAGCGUGGAGUGUAUUGAAACCUUGCACGUUUACGAGCUGAGCAAGUUCGAUUUUUAUCAAAUUGUUAACCACAGGAGUACUGAAACAGACGAUCUCUUACGAAAUGGUGCUCUCGCCAAGCUGUGUUUUCGAGCCCAGCGUCUAAAGAAUAUACCGUUGUACACCUUGCUAUACGAGCGAGCCUUAACUCCUGUCAAAGAACCAACAAGGAAAGCAUCUCUUUGGGCACAAAAGGCCAAUCAAAUUAGAACUAUAAAUAAAAUGGUCGGCAGCUUGAGCAAAAUUCAACCAACGCCUGCAGUGGACAAGACAAAUAGCAGCAAGGAAGCCGAGAAGAGGUAUAAGAACGGUGGAGAUUCAUUGGUAAAAACAACCAAUGAAAUUACGACACUGAUCACGUAUUGAGAUUUCAUGAUGGGAAUAAACCUGUUAAAAAAUUUUUCCAAAUGCGCUCAAUUUCGACUACAGGAAGUCGCCAUUUUUAAUUUAGCACAGGAUACUGUCUGAGCAGUUUCAAAUUGCGGAUUCCGAAAUCGAGUUUUGAGCUCAUUUGGAGACAAUCUUUGAACGGUCAGGAUUAAAUUUCGAUACGCAGUAUUGAAUUUAUAUAACAUGGUUUUCACAGCAUACUUCUCUUUAAGAGUGAGUCACCCCCUCCCUGUGAAAAAGAUUUUGAUCGUACGCUGCAACGCGCGGUUAAAAUAGUUUUGUUUUUAUUUAUCACUUUCGACCCCUUUUCAUACGGCAAUGUCUGCACACAUUUGAGUAACACGUUGUUUAUCUAGUGGAGACAAUACACAAAAAAAGAGCAACACGACAGAUUGAACAAAAUUAUGGGAAACAUAUAUUUUACCGAUCAAACUGCACAGAAAGUGGAAUUUCCAAUUAUAAGCGUUACAACACAUUACAACAAUCAUGUCGAUAUUUUUUUUUUUAAGUUUUCCAACAUUCGUUUCAUUAACUUAGAGGCACGAGUGGAAACAAAACUGAUGACAAACAGCUGGACAAGAAG
Messenger RNA from Pocillopora meandrina, 3678 nucleotides. The record is from the annotation of a GenBank genome assembly. Lineage: Eukaryota; Metazoa; Cnidaria; Anthozoa; Scleractinia; Pocilloporidae.